Molecule: messenger RNA, 2506 nt
Organism: Branchiostoma belcheri (Belcher's lancelet)
Lineage: Eukaryota; Metazoa; Chordata; Leptocardii; Amphioxiformes; Branchiostomatidae
Product: ras-related protein Rab-22A-like
Exons: 6
Coding region: 137-742 (201 amino acids)
Molecular function (GO): GTPase activity; GTP binding
Source: RefSeq, a predicted model, not a curated record
CUGACUUAAAAGUAAGAUGGCCGCCGAAUGUUUGCUAAGUUGUAGCUGUGACUGUUUUACGUUGUAAUUUCCCGUUCAGAGAGAAUUGUACACUUCCUUGUCCGUCUCAAAACUCUUCCGCGUCUCUGUAGCAGCCAUGUCUAUGCGGGAGAUCAAGUUAUGUUUGUUAGGGGACUCAGGAGUAGGAAAGUCCAGUCUGGUGGUCCGGUUCGUGAAUGACAAGUUCACUGCCAACCUGGAGAGCACCAUUGGGGCUUCCUUCAUGUCUAAGACUCUGGUGGUGAACGACACGUCCUACAAGUUCCAGAUCUGGGACACAGCAGGACAGGAAAAGUAUCGAGGGUUGGCUCCCAUGUAUUACAGAGGGGCGGCAGCUGCUAUUGUGGUGUAUGAUGUCACUAGGGAGGCAAGUUUCCAAACACUAAAAGACUGGAUCCGUGAGCUGAAACAGUACGGCUCGGACAACAUCGUUCUAGCGAUCGCAGGAAACAAGUGUGACCUGGAGGACUUGCGAGAAGUGUCCACCAGGACAGCGUUGGAAUACGCCGAGGAAAACAACGCCAUCUUCUGUGAGACCAGCGCCAAGACCGCACACAAUGUGUCUCAGAUCUUCACCUUGAUUACUCAGAGACUGCCAUCGGAAAGUUUACUGCCACAGAGCCUGACUGAUUCCGGAUCCAUCCAGUUACAGCAUAGAUCAUCAGCCUCUCCCUCUGGGAAGAAGAACUGUUGUAAACAUUAGUGUCUUAGGAAACAAUCUUAGCAAACUAGCCUGGUAUCUGUUAUAUUCUAGCUCCGGUUCAGUCUUCUGAUUGCUUCUUUGUAGAAUAGUCUGGCCCCAGCCUCAUUGUCCCUUAAAUGUUUAGUCCUUACAUUCUUGUGUCCUUACAUUAAUUUGGGAAUCAGAUAUUUCUCAAAAGCAGUGGAACGUGGUGUUCGAACUCGUGAAUGCUUGUUUGAACCUAAUCUCCAAACAAAUCUUUCAGUGGCUAUGAAGACAGUAUCUAUUUGCCAGACAGUUAACAUUUGUCACCUGUAGGCUGGCAUAAAAAAAGAUACCAGUACAAAAAAGAGAACCUGAUAAAACCCCCUGAAAACACACCAAAAAUAAGCAGACUUUUCAGCAAGAGAAGAGGAAGAGAUCUGAGAAGCAAACCAAAGCUAGGAUAGGGUGGAUACCAGGCUGUCAUCUUACCUUUGGAAGUUAACAAAGGGGCUUGACGUUGUAACAUUUUUUGGCACGAAAGUAGAAUGUUUUUAAGUAGCAACACUCAUGCUUGUACCUUGCCUGUGCUACAUUUUUAGACUAAGAUAUUUUAAUAAUUAUGAAUUAUAUGAGUGGAAAAUUGAAAUAACUUGUCCCAUAAGCUAUUGUAGUACAAGUAUGAUCCUUACAAGAAUACACUUGAUUUUGAGAUAUUUUAUUCUAUGCUACAUGUGUAAGCUAAUGUGUUCAAAUUAAUGAAAAAAGUGGAAAUACAUGAACUGUUGUGAUGUUACAUGUCGUGAGAAAAAAUAAAUUAUUAGCAGUUUCAAUGUGAGAAAUUGUAAAUUAUCAUGACAAAUAUUCCUAUAAAUUAUGGAAAAAGAAUGAGAUUUUUAUAAUUACUGUAUUACAAUUCAUGUCAUUCUUACACUUCAGAAAUAUUUUAAUGCAUUUUAUCUGUAGAAUAGUUCUUUGAAAAAUUGCAUUUUCAUCUAUUGUGUCUCUUGUCAAAUCCUUACAAUAGGAAUGGACUAUAAUGUGGAAGUUAUAAAUCACAGAUGUCCAUUUGUAAUCCAUUGGAAAUAUGAAGUUUGCAUGUCCUGUCUAUUCCAAUGUGUGUCAAAAAAAUGGAUAAUUGAAUUUCGUUGUCAGUAGUCCAUGAAUUAUUAAUUAUUUGUUCCUGGGAAACUAUUGAUCCUAUAGAACGGGUCAAAAUAGGAAAUGGUAGAAUCUGAUCUGUUGUGGUCUCUGAAUGUAACCUUAGUUGGAUUUUUUUCAAAGUACAAAAACAACAGCUGGCCAUCAAUUUGCUAUGAAUUUCUGGCUCAUUCAUUCAACUGUAUGUAUGUACAUUAUUGCAGUGUUGUAUGGGGUAUUGAUGUAGCAUGAUUAUUGUUACUAGUUAUAGAAGAUGAAUAGAGCAUGGUUUCCUUUGAUGUAUUGAUUAAGAUUUUUUUUUUAUUUUGAGAUAUGCACAAUACAGGAGGCAAGAGCACACAUACACAUUUCUGGACUACCGGUACGCUUUCUGCGGAAAUUGAGAAGUUUUUUUUCUUCAUCAAUUUCAAUGCAGAUCUAUUUCUAGUAUGUUUGCUUGUACAAAAUUCUGGAAACCUCUCCAAUAAGGACAUACCUAGUUAGCCUUACUCCAUACAGACCACGUAUAGUUUGAAGUGCGGGACGCUCCAUAAAUUGGACUAGGUUAGUUAGACAGCUGGCCUCAAGUGAUUACUCAGUAUGGACGCUUCACCAUUCAAGUCUGCUAUUAUUUCCAAAUAAUGGGGCCUGGAACAUACUGUA